CCCCCAGAAAAAAAUUUCAAUUUCCACCACUGCGCGUUCUUCUAAUUUUUCUAUCUUCUGCAAUGAUUUGGAAAUGAAAAGUACCAAACCAAACCAAGAGGCAGUAAUAGAAAUUCGAAAAUACAAAACUCUGAACUAGGAUCUUUUUCUCCUGAAACAAAAUAAACGUCUUUUAUCUUUUGAGAUCAUUUAAUUGUGUUGCAGCUUUUUUGCAAAGAGUCGAAAUAUGUCGGUCGAAAUCAAGUCUAUAGUCCAAAAUUUCACCUAAAAGUUUCACAGUCUCCUCAAAUUUGAUUAUUUUACCUCCAAUGUUCAUCCGUUCUCCACUAGUAUUUUUUUGGUUUUUUCUGAGCAGUAAAGCAUAGAAUUUUUCAGGGUUGGAAAUCAUUUCAUUUUGUUCUAGCCAGGUUAAAGCAACUCCGGUUUCUAUUUCCAAAAUAUUGACAAGAUCGGGUAUGCUUUUGGAGAAAUAAGCGAGAGUAUUAUCAUCAGCAUAAUUAUAGAUAGUUGCCUGUUUUAUGAAAAGGAAGAAAUAGUUUAUAUAAAAAUUAAACAGGAUUGGGCCCAGCAUAGAUCUUUGGGGUACACCAGAUAUGACCUCUAGAAAAGAACUGUAUGUAUUAUUUAUCCGAACGUUUGUUUUCGUUGCUUAAGAUACGAAUAGGUUAGGCAAGUGCAUCUUCAUCGAAACCAUAUGCAUAUAGUUUGGCAAUUACCAAGUCAUGUGGAAUGCAAUCAAACGCUUUGGAAAGAUCCAUCAGGACUGCUUCUACAAAGUAGUCAAGGUAGUCAAGGUCAGACCUCCAGUCUUCUAUCAGCCGUAUUAAGACAUACCGGGUGCUAAAUGCUCGUCUGUAGGCCCAAAUAAAAACAGAAAGUGUGUUAUCUAAGUGUUGAAUCAGUUGUUGCUUCAGGAUCUUUUCAUAUAUCUUAGAAAAGGUGUUAAGAACACUAACUAGACGGAAAUUCCUUUCCACUGUACGAUUUGGCUCCCCCUUAUUUACAAAGCAGACCGCUGCCUUAUUUGCAUCGUCUGGGAAUCUAGUAUUUCGUAUGCUGCAGUUUAUUGCCAUAGUUAAUGCGGCUGAGAGUUCAUUAGAAGCUAGCGAUACGAGCUUCGGCGGUAUCUGAUCAUCUCCAGUAGAGGGGUUUUCUUCCAUCCAGGGAUUUUAGUAGUUCCAUAACUUCUUGAUUGUUGACUUCAUGAAAGGAAAAUGUGUUUGAUACUUGUUCAUGCUUUUGAAUGAUAGCUAGGAUGCUAUGGUGGAUGCUGUUAUACUUGUCCAGAAUUAAUCCAACAAUUUGGCGGUCAUCGAAAAUUCCAGUCUCAUUAGCGAGGUUAACAAGCUUCUUACUACUGGAUUUCUCAACUAUGUUUACAUCGAAGAUCUCUGUCAGCUUCUGGUCAUUUGCUAUAACAGUGUCGUUUUUUACAAAACUACUAUCGUGUUUCAUCAUGGCAUUGACGAAAACUCGAAACUUUAAGAGCUUCAAGACAGAGUUGCUAGAACCAUAACGAAUAGCAGUUUUGAUGACUCUAAAGAACCUCUGAUACAAAAGCUAGCCUUGAAAACAGUCAAUUACAUGAUUAACCACGAUAGUAAAACGAUUGUGCAAUCCAGCCCCCCCUCCCCAUAAAGGAAAGAUUUGUUCCCAAGAAAUUUUCAACUGCACCAUGGAAGCUAUGUAAUUAUAAACUGAUUUAAAGAUCCCAAAUAAAUCACAUGCAAUGGGUAGAUGCCAUUUUUGUUUACUGGAGCUAAUCUUUAGAAAAGCCCAGAUAGGGAAGCGUCAAUGCUGGACAAAAGUUAGGAGACAUUUACUGUUACUGUCAUUGAUGGCAAAAACAACCAACCCCCGUCCCCCAAUGACAAUGUUUAUGUUGAUUUUUAGGUUUUCUGGCUUCCACAAUCUGCUUCCAUUACGAACUACAAACAUUGACGUUGGGGGUGGGGGGGGGAUACUACUGGUUUCAAUGGCAAAUACGCAAAAAUUCAUUUAUAAAAAAUAGUCUCAUAACCUUCGGUCUACGAUACCUUAUUCAAGGUCUAGAAUACCCUCUCUUUGUAAGAAGAUACCCUCUUUUAUUUAAAAAAUACUUAGCUUUAAAUAUUUUCGUUUCGAUACUAUAUUUCAGACUUGAUAUAUGAAGAGAAAAGGAAAAGAAAAGGUUUCGAAUACUGCAUUGGUAGGGUAAGAUAAUGAUGGGAGAGAUCGGAUAUUCCUGUUAUUUUAGAUGCAUUGUCUUAUUUUGGAUUGUAGACAACCAGCAUUGCUGUAUGGGGCCGUCCACGCAUCUUAAUAUGAUGAUAAUGUUAUAUGAAAUCGCCCUUACAAAAUGCAGUUAUCCCACAGGCAAUACCUGCCAGUCAGUUGCUGCGAAGCAGCAACGGUUGAUCUUGCGUAUUGCAAUUAUGACGUCAAAUAAAUCAUUCGUCUGGUAUUUGAUUGCAUACAUAGCAAAUCUCCUCACAUUCGUUUCUUGUUCGAUUGCUGAAAGGAUUAUUUGUGAGUUUUUUCGGAAAAUCGUACGUGCCCACUAGAGCAUAUCUAGUAUUUUUUCAAUUUCGCGCUAGAAAAAUUAUCUCUAGUGUAAUUGACGCCAUGAGGCGCUCAAGUCGCGAAGAGGAACUAGUUCCUAUGCGGAGCAUUGAAGCCGAAGAAGGCAGACGCCUGCCUUCGACUUCUUCUUCAAGUUUCUCUAGCCAGAAAGACAUUCGAAGAAAGAAGUCUGUUCGCUUUUGUGAUUCAGUAUCCAAACUUGACGAUCUGCAGGGGAUAAUGCAGAAAUUCCAGCACGUUUUGGGUGAUAUCAAAUGGCUGGAAUCGACUCUCGAGUCUUUAGAAGCACCUCUGCGUGCCAAUGGAUCUGGCACUGAAAAGCUGCUUUUGGAAUCUAUGGUUGAUGUCAGGAAGCUGGAGCAGGCUAUUGCCAAAAAAAGUGAUGAAGCUGUUUGGGAGAAUAUUCGCAAUGAAGAGAUGAAAGUGCGUUGCGAUGACACCGAGUUGAUGGGAAAUAUAGAACCUUUGAUCAGCUCCUUCACUAUGGAAAGCUUCGAAGCAUACCUGCGUGAGAUGGAACAUAGAAGAGAGCGGUUGAUAGCAAGCGUGAGUAAGCUCGAGCUCAUUUUAUUGGAAGACAAGGAGCUAAGAGAAUUUGCUGCAAGACGCUCUUCAGGGGCUGAAAAGCAGGUUGCCAGCCAGAGGUUGAGAGAGGAGAAGGACACUGCCAUUGCUAGUGAUGAUUUGUCUUCGAAGUCAAGCAGUGAAGAGUGGAUAUGUAGCAAUGAUGCCUGUAACCAAAGUCAAGAGCCAAGUGUGGAACUGUCUACGGAUGGCAGUGAUGCACUAAUGGGAGAGAGUCACAAAAUGGAAGCUGCUAAUGCUCCUGAAGAUGGCCAGAAACAGGUUCUAAUGGAAGUGACAAAAGCCAAAGUGUCUCAAGCACAGGAGGUGCAAGCCGAGAGCAAGAUGCCAGCCCAAGAUUUUGAGUUGCAGCAAAGCAUGAAAAGAAAACUGGUGCUGGAACUGAAAGAGGUGCUUGGAGACAUAUUCUAUUUGGAAGCCAGGCAGACCAAAUUGGAAGUUCCAUACCUAAGAAAGGUUUUUCCAUCGAAGGAAUCACUUGUCGAGUCACUUCUUCUGCUAAAGAUACGCGCCCAGAUACGUCUGCGGAGAAAAGAGAAAGCCCUAAUGCAAAAGUUGAUUCGUGAAGAAAAGGAGGAAACCCCAUGCCAAGGUGUAUCCCCCUCUGCCAACAAAAGAGUGAGAUAUCUCCAGUUAGCCUAUAAAAGAAAGCUGGAGAGAAGAGAGUUUCUACGAAGAAGUGUCCGUAGAUUGGAACUCUACCAGUUGCCAUCAAAGCAAGCAGAGAUUUUGCCAAAACCUGAAAGCCAAGAAAAGGGCCUGCUUGAUAAUGAAAAGGUUAUGUCUGUGGAACCAGUAUGUGACCGAGGACAAUUGGCCAUGCCAGAUAGUUUGGAGAUUGCGAAGAAUGGUGAAGAUCUACCAGAUAUCACCGCAGUACCGAACGGUGAAGAGUGUAAUAAAGAUGUACGCCUUCGUUUAACGGAUUUUGAAAGACGUGGCACUGCUCGUCAAGAGAGAAUGUCCCGCAGAAACCGCAAGGCCAACAGAAGUGACAAGGAUGGUGCACUUGUGGCUGUACAACGCUCUAAGAGUGAAAUAUUAUUCUCUCAUGCCCCUGUUGCAAGCUCUAGUGUCAUAAUGCCAUUUAACGAUGCUCCAGAACGGGAACCACCAUGCUGUCAUGGACCAGAGUGUCUCUUGCAGUUUGGAGAUUUUGAUCCUAUAUGUACCAAGAAGGACCCUCUGCUGUUUGUGGGGGAGUUCAGGAUUCCUGCAGAAGACUGGGAUGCAGAAUGCAGUUUAUCCAAUGGUAACGCAGUCAACAGUGCAUUGAUCCCUGAAGUUGGUGCAGAGAAUGGCCAUCCUGAUGAUGGUGAUGUUGUAGCCAACGAUAGUGCUGCCAACGCAGGGUCAGGGACUGGUAAUGGCACAAUAAUUGCGCCAGAGGGAGCAAGUGUCCUUGAUCUUUCAAGAAAUGCUGCUGCAGAGAAGGAAGUUUCACGUGACAAUGAGGUACAUGGCAGUACAAGUGAUACUGGAGCAGCAAGUGAGAGGGCAAGUGCCAAAAAGCUAGAUGCUGCCAAAGUGAAUUCGACAAGUGCUGUUGAUAUAGCUAAUGGGAGCAUCAAUUCUAAUGCCAAUCAGGUAUCAACACGGCUGUUGUCUCCCGUUGCUGCCUCCGUUGAUGCGGAGUUGGCAGACCUUGAAAAUUGUGAGCUGCCAAGAAUUGCAAACUGGGCUGAUCACGUAGAAGAGAAUGAAAUUACCAACAACGAGCCACAUGUUUUGCCAGCAGUUCCAGACAGGACAUCACCAAUCCUGAUUUGAAGCCACCUUAAUGUUAUGGCAAAGAUUUCAUGGCUGAUUCAUUCAAUUUUGAGGACAUUAUGAAUAGUUGUGAUUGCUGUAUUUAUUUAGUUAUGAUUUUUGUUAAUGUAUAUUUGAUCAGUUCAAAUUGACUCUAUUUUUCUGCAUUCUCUGCCAUUGUUCCACUGGUAGGCUCAAUCACUCUAAUAAGAGUCUGGAUUUUAACCAGGGAUUGUUGGUUUUUUCAAUUAUGCCUCACCAAGUGGUUUAACAAAUGCAUGAAGUUUACAUUAGGCUAUUACGUUCAUGUUCUAAGCUAGAUAUACCAGAGGGUGUUGCAAAAGGGAUUAGAAGUGUCAAAAAUUAACUUCCUUUUUAUAACUUGUAUUGCUAAUAACAAAAAUAUGUGACAUUUCACAAAUUGAAUGUCUUGAUACGAGUGAUGGCUACAACUGACACGAGUUGAGAGCUGGUAGAGAUGGCACCUACGUCAUAACUAAUUGUAGCCAUACUAUAUGGUGAUUGAAAACUUAUCCAGUCUGUGAUCCUCGCCUCCCUCUGCUCCUGUUCUCUAUCUAGGGGUUUUCGUGUUCUCAAAUUUCGGCUUUGUUUUAGGUUCACCCCGUCUCCAUGAUAGGGAACAGUAGUGAAUUGAAACACUUAUUCCAUUCUAACCGUUAUUUUUUCACGUAAAUCUGGCUGUCGUGGAAAAUCGGCAUGGUCACUUUUUUGUUAAAAUGUAAAUGAAAAAAUUGGUUGUUUCUUUUGCACCUGUCAUAACAAAAUUUUGAACAAAAUUUGAGUUUCAUCUACAUAGACUUGAGCCUUUUUUACGAAUGAAAAGAUAAAACUCGGUUUUAGAAUAGAACUCGGUCAUUGGUCAUUAUCUGUGUCUGUGGAUUAUACUUUGUCUGUGUUCACUGUGUUCACAUUUAGGCCCUACAUUGACAGAUUUGUUU
Molecule: messenger RNA, 5855 nt
Organism: Rhopilema esculentum
Lineage: Eukaryota; Metazoa; Cnidaria; Scyphozoa; Rhizostomeae; Rhizostomatidae
Source: RefSeq, a predicted model, not a curated record